AUGUCUAACUGGGCUUUGAAUGCCUCAAGAAAGAAGGGAAACGGGUUCAUACCCGGAUCAUCAAAAUUUAUAUCCAAUGAAUUAAGUUUACAAUUUUCAAUUGCAUCAUCUAAUUUAGAUAAUCAUUUCACUACGAUCAAAGAUCAAAUUAAUAGCCUAUCAGAGUUUAUGAAUAAAGUUUAUGAUAAUGACGAUGAGAUUAAACAUUUGGGAGCUAUAGAUGAAGAAAUUAUAAAUAACUCACCAGUCAAAGUUAUUCAACCAACAUCAAUAAUUACACCUAAUGAAAAUCUAGAGAUCCCGAUUUCUAAGGAGUCAGAGAAAAUAUCACAAGGUGAAGUAAAACUAUUUCCUGGACAACAAAUUGAAACUUUGGAAAAACUCAAUCACCUCACUAAGAAUAAUCACACCUCGCCGAUAAAAAUUCCCAAGCUUAAACCAAUUAUUUCACAGAAGGAUGACAUUGAUCUAAAUAACACUACAUCACCAUUUGACAAAAUUGAAAAUCAUGCCAAUUCUAGAGAGAAUCACAAGACUGAUCAAUUUAAAAGCUCACAGUCCAAGACCGUGGAUCCUAAAACAUCAAGAAAUUCCACUCGAAUAAGUUCGGAAAGCAAUAACUUGCCAAAUCGUGAGUUAGUCAACCAAGAAAGCGAUGACCAGGUUCACUCCAAAUACGUCGAGAAAGAUGCUAGAGCCAAUAGCUCACCUAAUGAUGAUUUUCAAAACACUGGUAUUCAAAAUACAACUUUUGAGCUGGCCUCAGAAGAUUCAUUCCAAGCCAUUAGUACCGCCAUUAGAAAAAGUAUAGCCGGAAAAAAGAGAGAUGAAAAUAACAAUAGACAAAUUCCCAAAACACCUCGAACAAGAAGUUCGAUAUUUGUUUCAUUACCAGCUCGAGAACCUUUACUAUUAAAAUCCACAAGUAAACCAAAAUCAACCACAAAAAAUAAGAUCGAAUCUGGUUUUAAAUUAUCACCUGUAAAGUUAAUACCAAGAACAGAUGUUUCCAAACUAACUGGUGAAUCAUUAAAGACAGAAGAUCUACAAUCAAGUCCAGAAAAAGUAAACUUAUUUACCAGCAACGAACCAACAAAGAAUUUAACAGAGGAAGUUCAACCUACUAUAACAUUAUGGGAUAAAAUAAGUCAAUAUAGAGCACUCUCUCCAAAAAAAUAUCUGCUUAGUCCUAUAAAAUUAGAUACUACGUUUCGUAUCAAAAAGUCACCUGUCAAAAACUUUUCAUUGAAGUCACCAACAAAAGCGUCCAAUAGAUCACCAAUAAAAUCAACUAUUAAAGCAGCUCGAGAAUCACCUAUAAAACCAAACAUACUACGCUCUCCUACAAAUCCACAAUUGAAAAAGCAUACAACUCCCCAUAAGUCUCCAACAUCACGUUUAUUUGCACAAACGGUUUCAAGCGCAGCUAAGAAGGUUCAACCCAAAAAGAUCGAGAUACCAAAUAAACAACUACGUCCAAGAAGUGCUCGAAAAGCGUUGAAAUUAAAUGAUAUACUUCCAAAUACAGAAAUCACUAACUUACCAAAACUUACAAAAAAAUCUAUGAUGGAACAAAGAAGUGAAGCAGCAGCAUUAAAACCUCGUCAAAAAAUUGUGGUGAAAUUAAGAAAAUCAGAAGUUAGUAAAUCAACAUUACCACCUCAAACACCUGCAAAGACUUAUACCCCAGAUAAUUUGCCAAAAAUUUUAUCAGAUGAUAAUCAUAAAACUUUGAAAUCAUGGGGUAAAACGCCUGAAAUUUUCAAAAUUGCGAAAUUGAAGAAGCAUGUAGAUCCUUCAAAAAUUUUCCGCAAGAAGACAUCGGUUGAUUUGAUGGAAGUUUUUAACACACAAAUGCUAACUUCUCCUGCUCCGACUCCAGAUAAGAAUGACAAAGAUAAACUAGAAUAUCAAAAGAUCAUGGGUUACGAAUAA
Lodderomyces pseudojiufengensis is the source of this 1935-nucleotide messenger RNA. RefSeq lists its product as uncharacterized. Bases 1 to 1935 code for a protein of 644 amino acids. The transcript has a single exon. Lineage: Eukaryota; Fungi; Ascomycota; Pichiomycetes; Serinales; Debaryomycetaceae. The record is from RefSeq and is a predicted model, not a curated record.